Molecule: messenger RNA, 1863 nt
Organism: Bactrocera dorsalis (oriental fruit fly)
Lineage: Eukaryota; Metazoa; Arthropoda; Insecta; Diptera; Tephritidae
Product: cylicin-2
Exons: 4
Coding region: 213-1316 (367 amino acids)
Biological process (GO): chromatin organization; negative regulation of transcription by RNA polymerase II
Cellular component (GO): pericentric heterochromatin
Molecular function (GO): chromatin binding
Source: RefSeq, a predicted model, not a curated record
CCUUUUUCAGUGCUUCUGUUUUUUGCCACAAUUUUCACGGCGUCCUAAAAAAUAAAGGUACAUUUUGUGUAGUUAAAAGCACUUUAUUCGGAAAUUUUUGAGAUUGAAUAUUCAUUUCUUUAAAGGUUGAGAGUUAAAAAAAAUAUCUCCAACAAAAAGUGUAUAAUUUGUGAAAGAAAAUAUUUUCAAGUUUUAAAGCGGCGAAAAUAAAAAUGGGAAGAGUACAUAAGAAAAAAAUUGCAGAAUAUGCGGAAUCUGCUGAAAAUGAAAACGAACAAGAUGAGGAAACUAAAAAAAGCGCCACGGUGGAGUCCAAUAGCGAUGAAUCGGAAGUUGAAGCUGGACGUGAAGAAGGUGAUGAUGGAAAGAAAAAACAAAGCGUUGUAAGAGAUCAAACACAUCCCCAAGGGAAUACCGAUGAUGAAUUCCAUUCUGUACAGGGUAGUGUCACCGAUGAUGAUCAGGAAGAGGAAGGAAGUAGCGGUACGAGCGGUAAGAAGGGGAACAAACGCAAAGCAGCGCCAGAGAAACUAACGGAUGGCGACAAUGAUAAUAUGGACAGUGACGAUGAGCCAUUAAAUGGCGGCGGUACUGGUGGUGGUGGAGCUAAGAAGGGGCGCAAGUCGACAGCGGGUGGAAAACAGAAAGCUACGGGAAAGAACGGCAAGACCGCUGGUAGGCGUGGCAAGGGCAAAAAAGCACAAACUAAGGCUCUGGCGGUAGAGGAGGAUGACGGAGGAGAUGAGGAAGUAUACGAGGUUAAAGAUAUUGUGGGUCAUAAGGUAGAACAUGGUGUUACUUACUAUUUGAUACGCUGGAAAGGAUACACCAAGGAUGACGACACAUGGGAGCCAGAGGAUACUCUAUCGUGCCCAGAUAUAAUUGAAAGAUAUCAAAAUAAGCAAUCGGCCAACAAAACAAAUAAGAAAAGUGGUGUUGCUGCAAAGAAAGGACGUCCAACAAAAAGCGAAUCAUCGGUUGAUCCAAACAAAGAAUGGGAGGUAGACAAGAUAAUCGACUAUGCUGAAGAGAAGAAUCAACGCAUAUUUCGCAUACGUUGGAAGGGUUUUGGACCGAAGGCGGACACUUGGGAACCGGAAGCGAAUUUGUCAUGUGACGAAAUCAUUGAUAAAUUUAUGAAACGCAUGAAAUCCCAAGAAAAUGUAUCAUUUAAAGAACUUCGUGAAGAGCCGAAAAAAACCAAACGGCUUGUAAAUGAAACAUCACCACGUACAAAUUACCAUAAUCCAAUUGGGCGAAAAUCAAAGCGCGCCGUAUCAAAGAAAAGGGUUUAUUAUGGUGAUAGUGAUGAGUAACUUGAAGUUUAACGACAUACUUUUUUGAUGUCUUUAUAACGUUUCUUUUAUCUGAAAAAAUAUUUUUUAUAUAUACGGCAACAUCUAAGCAUGUCUUGCGGUGUUUUAAAUUUUUAGUUCCAAAAAUUUGCUUUUGAAUGUUAACAUUUUAGCCGAUAUUGCUUUAUUAAUAUCUAUCUAAAUUCUAUCUGUCACCGCAUGCCAAACAAAAAUUAAUUUGACCGAAUUUUAGACUUUUUAAGUUAAAUAUUACUUCGCCGAAUAUAUAUAAAAAAAAUCAACUAUGCGUAUAUACAUAUGUAUGUACGCCCUCGGUGACAUGAUGUACGUAUUAGUAGUAAUACAUUUAUAAUGUAUAUUUGAUUUAAAUGAAUAAGAAACAUUGAAUUAAACAUUUUAUCAACCAUAUGAAAAUAUUGCAAAUUAUUUUUUUUUUUAUAAAAAAGAAAAAAAAAAGAAAAUUAAACAAGUUCUAAAAAUUGUAACCAGUAGAUUUAUACAAAGCUAUAACUCUACACGAUUUUAAGAAUAAAUAUAAUGAAUGACA